This is a messenger RNA of Malania oleifera, 1938 nucleotides long. Its product is annotated as probable LRR receptor-like serine/threonine-protein kinase At1g05700. Lineage: Eukaryota; Viridiplantae; Streptophyta; Magnoliopsida; Santalales; Ximeniaceae. Gene Ontology annotation, molecular function: protein binding. The coding region runs from base 1 to 1803 and encodes 600 amino acids. The record is from RefSeq and is a predicted model, not a curated record. The transcript is spliced from 8 exons.
AUGCAUGUUUUGGCAGUGUUUGUGAGCAUUGAUUGCGGAGCAACUGGUUCCUACACAGAUGAAAACUCAAUAAUAUGGACGGGAGACGAUCUGUACAACAUUCAAAAUGGGGAGUCCCAAGUGGUGCAAUCCCCUAACUCCGUGCCUCACGUGAUGAGCAGUCUCAAGGUUUUCUCUAGUCGGAAGAAGAACUGCUACUCUGUGGCUGCAGAUAAAGGAGGUCAAGUCCUCGUCCGCGCCAGCUUCUUUUAUGGAAAUUAUGACAAGAAAUCAACUCCCCCUUCCUUUGAUCUGCAUUUUGAUGGGAACUUUUGGACAACUGUGGAGACUUCAAGUGAUCGUAUUGUUUCAUAUGAGGCAAUAUAUGUGGUGAAGGGUGAUGCAGUGAGUGUCUGUGUUGCUCAAACGAAGCCUAACCAGCUUCCUUUUAUGUCUGCUCUAGAAGUGCGGAGCUUGGCUUCCACCAUGUACAGUCAUGUUGAUGCCAACUAUGCUUUGUUUCUGAGAAGGAGGGUUGCUUUUGGCUCUAACCAGACAGUUAGGUAUUCGGCUGACCCUUACGACCGAAUCUGGGCUCCGUCGGUACCUGCGGCUGGACUGGUCAGUGUCGCCAGCGACUUACCCAGAAUAGACAUAAACGUGGAAGACAAUCCUCCGCAGGCCGUUCUGCAAAAUGCGAUCACCACCACAAGCGCCUCCACCUCCAUCCGUCUGGGCACCAACCUUCCUCCCAUCAAAGUCCCCAUCUACAUGACCUUCUACUUCGCAGAAGUCGCUCAGCUCGACUCCACCCGGAACAGAUCCUUCACCUUCAACAUAGACGACCAGCCCAUCUCCAAACCCAUCAUCCCUUCCUACGGCUCCGUCGCAGAGAAAUACCUCACCAACGUGACUGCCUCGUCCAACACCACCUUCUCCCUGGUGGCCACCGCCGACUCCACGCUUCCGCCCCUCAUCAAUGCCUUGGAAGUUUACACUGUCAGCGACGCGCUCGCCGAUGGAACCAAUCCCAAAGACCUGGAAGGGUUGGCUUCUCUGCAAAAUGUAUUUGAUGUGCUGCAGGGAUGGAGUGGUGACCCCUGCCUUCCGUCGCCUUUCACAUGGGAUUGGGUCAAAUGUAGCACCGCUGCCACGCCGCGAGUGACUGCACUGUAUCUCAGCAGCUUCGGCCUCACCGGUUCUCUUCCACAAUUCAGUUCCAUGGACGCUCUUCAGAUAAUUGAUUUGCACAAUAACAGCUUAAGUGGAGAAAUUCCUGAUUUCUUUGGCACAUUGCCCAAUCUGAAACAAUUGAAUUUGGCAAAUAAUGAUUUCAGUGGAACCAUACCCGCCUCAAUAUCAAACAACAACAAUCUAAAACUAGUGAUAACAGGCAAUCCAAAUCUGUGCAUCUCCGGCCAGUCAUGUCAGACGACAGGCACCAGCACCGGCACUUCUUCUGGAAUUACAGAGACUACCGCCGGAGGCAGAAGAAAGAAGAAGGGUAACAAGCUCCCAGUAAUCCUGGGACCCACAAUUCCAGCGUUCGUUUUAUUCUGGGCUAUUGUGGGAGUUGUUGCAAUCUUAAAACAGAAGAGGAAAACAGCAACAGUGGCAGCGGCAGGUGCUUUCUGGUCUGGUGGUGGUUUAGGACAAAAUGGCGGGGGCAACAGACCCAGCGGCACACCCAACAUGCAGAUGAUAGGUAAAAUAGGUCAAGCUGUGAUGAACGAGCAGAAGGUUGAAAUCAAGGAGGAAAUCAGUAACAAUGAAGAUGAUCAGCAGUUUGAUGGAUAUCCCCAAAAUCCCACGAACGCCGCUUAAUCUCUCUCUCUCUCUCUCUCUCUCUCUCUCUCUCUCUCUCUCUCUGACAAAAAUCAUAUUCAUAAUUCAUUCUUGUUUUUUGUGUAAGUUGCUCUGUUUUUAUUUAAUAAUAAUUCUAGGUGCUCUGUUUCUUUU